AUGAACUUGACAGAGUUAAACCAGUCUGAUCUUUGUAUGCAAUUCUCCUGUCCAGAGAGAUAUGAAUCCCCUGCAGUUGAUAUCUUGUUGUAUGUGUGUUCAGCUGCUGUGGUUCUGCUAACAGUGUGUGGAAAUCUGCUGGUCAUUAUCUCAGUUUUUCACUUCAAGCAGCUUCACACACCAGCCAACACACUUGUCCUCUCUUUGGCUGUGUCAGAUUUCUUUAUUGGUGCUUUUGUAAUGGUGCCGAUGUUCAGUUGGACAAUCGAGUCAUGCUGGAUUUUUGGGAGUGACUUCUGCCUAAUUUUUUGGUUAAUUAAUGAUUUCCUCACAGUCUCCGCUACUUAUAACAUCACACUUAUUGCUGUGGAUCGAUAUUUGGCUCUCUCAAACCCAUUUCUCUAUAUAAGCACAGUCUCUAGGAGGAAUAUGUGCAAGGUUAUUUAUUCUACUUUAUUUGUGUGUCUGGUUUAUAUAAUUGCAUUCUAUUAUUCCAAUGGAAUAUUUACAGGUUAUUUAAUGUGUCCUGGAGAAUGUCUUCUCACUCUGGGUCAGGUUUGGUCAGUUAUUGAUCUUGUAGUGUCAUUUAUAUUUCCACUUUCUGUAAUUAUCAUAAUGUAUACUCUGGUUUUUGUGAUUGCUAAGAAACAUGCCACUGCUAUCAAAGAGCUUAAUAAUCACACACGGCCUAAAACACAGAAAAUCACAUCACACUCAAUGAGAUCUGAGAGAAAAGCAGCUAAAGUCCUCGGCAUUUUAGUUUCUGUGUUUCUGGUGUGUUUACUUCCAUAUUUUAUAUAUAGUUUAUUGGGUGAUGUUAUUGAACUACAGGCAGAAACUAUUCACAAAGUCGUUCUUGUAGCAUAUCUUAAUUCUACCAUUAAUCCAUUUAUUUAUGCUUUGUUUUACCCGUGGUUUAGGAAAUGUAUUAAAUUAAUUAUGACACUGCAAAUAUUGCAAACAGACUCUGCCUUAAUCAGUGUCUUUUCAUAA
Clarias gariepinus (North African catfish) is the source of this 993-nucleotide messenger RNA. Its product is annotated as trace amine-associated receptor 13c-like. NCBI's taxonomy places the organism in Eukaryota, Metazoa, Chordata, Actinopteri, Siluriformes, Clariidae. The record is from RefSeq and is a predicted model, not a curated record. The coding region runs from base 1 to 993 and encodes 330 amino acids. Gene Ontology annotation, cellular component: membrane. Gene Ontology annotation, biological process: G protein-coupled receptor signaling pathway. The transcript has a single exon. Gene Ontology annotation, molecular function: trace-amine receptor activity.